This is a messenger RNA of Daktulosphaira vitifoliae (grape phylloxera), 1382 nucleotides long. RefSeq lists its product as uncharacterized. Bases 288 to 1022 code for a protein of 244 amino acids. The record is from RefSeq and is a predicted model, not a curated record. Lineage: Eukaryota; Metazoa; Arthropoda; Insecta; Hemiptera; Phylloxeridae. The transcript is spliced from 4 exons.
GUUAGUAGACGAUGUAGAUCAGCCAGGAAAGCACCGUUAACGUUGAGUGAUAUUAAAAGUUCAUACCUAUAUUUUGUACAAAAUAGUAAUCUUAAAUGUUUUGUGCGUUGAAAUAUUUCAAACUAGUUAAUACAUGUUUUUGUGUUAUAAAAUAAGUAAAGUUUGUAAUUUUUUUUAAAAAUUGAAAGGAAAGGUUUUUGCAUAAUGAAAAUGGAUUUUUAAACUAAUAAAGAAUUAAUUGCUCUAAAAACGAAAUUAGAUGUUACGAUCAAGAUAAUACAACAAGAAUGGGCGUUGACCAAGAAACUUUGGCUAUUGAUCUUCAAUCGAUGACCAAAGAUGACGACGAAAUACUUACGAUCGAAGAAGCUCGAAAAAUUAUACAAAUUUUAAAAGACAGAUGUCGAUUUCAAACACAUCAGGCACUUAUAUGGAGAAAAAAAGCCAAAAUUCAAGAACAACACAUAGCAAGAAUUAGUUCGGAAUAUAAUACUCGAUUAGAAUCGUUAACGUCAGACUUGCUUCUUUUCGAAGCGCGGUUAAGUAAAAAACAACGUGAAAUUACUGAACUGCUUGACGAAAGAGAUUGCAUAAUCGACCAACAACAACAAAUUAUUCAAUGUCUUCAUUCUAGAUUAGCAGAUUUUGGUGUCACCAUGACAGUGACUUCGUUAGAUGACGGCAACGUGGAUGACAGUGACAGUGCAGUUAUUAUGGAGGAAGAUGAAUUCAGCAGUCAAGUUGACGCUACGGAACACCUACAAUCAAAUCAACAGAAUCAGCAACAGCCACGGCCGAUAACUACAGAAGAUGGUAGGGAAACUGACAGUCGAGGAAAUGUAACGGCAACUUAUAACAGAGUAAUGAGUAACCAUCGAUCAGUAACCAAACCUAAAGACGUUAAGUACAAAAGAAUUAAUAAAGCAAAGUCUAAAUCACUCGAAGAGCUUAGGGGUCGUUUAAAAAAUUGGGUGGAUAGGGGGACUCGUAUGUCGUUAUCAGUAGAACCUGCGUAUAGGUAACCAUUGAUAACCAAAUUACUUAUAAGACCGCACAUUAUUCAAUUUUACAUAUAUGAUAAACUGAAUUAAUAUCUAUUUUAUUAACAAUUCACUUUGAAACAUUUUGUUUUUAUAAUUACAAAUUAAAUACUGUCAUAAAUAUAAACUGUGUUACUUAAAUAAUUUUAAUUAAAUAAUGGUAUUGUUUGACUAUAUUAAACAAUUGCUCAGUAAAAUGUUUAAUAAAAAUUUAUUAUUUAGUCAAUCAAAUGUCAGUAUAAUAUACUAUAGUAUAAUUAUUAUAUUUUGAACUCAAAUUAUUUUGAUUUAAAGUUAUGUUUAAAAAUAAUAAGAAAAUUGUCGUUGUGUUCCUACUCGAAU